Messenger RNA from Arabidopsis arenosa, 411 nucleotides. Lineage: Eukaryota; Viridiplantae; Streptophyta; Magnoliopsida; Brassicales; Brassicaceae. The record is from the annotation of a GenBank genome assembly.
GUUUCAUUCACUGAUUAUUUGUUAAGAGCUUGUUAAGGCAAAUUAAGAUCAUCUUCAUAAUUCUUCUGAGAUCUUUUCCAAUUUUCUAGAAAAAACAUGUCUUGCUGUGGUGGAAGCUGUGGUUGCGGAUCUGGCUGCAAGUGCGGCAAUGGUUGCGGAGGUUGCAAAAUGUACCCUGACUUGGAGAACACCGCCACCGAGACACUUGUCCUCGGCGUUGCUCCGGCGAUGAACUCUCAGUACGAGGCUUCCGGUGAGACUUUCGUGGCCGAGAAUGAUGCUUGCAAGUGCGGAUCUGACUGCAAGUGCAACCCUUGCACCUGCAAAUGAAGAACUCCAUAAACCCUAAGUCUGUAAUAACCCUAAUGUUACGUUAGGUUUGCUUAUAUGUAAUAAUUGGCUGAUUUUGCC